UGGCCAACUUUACUUUUUUACUUUCCCGAUGCCUGAAACGACAGAAUGCUGCGCCAGAACCUGUUGGAUCAGCUCAAGCACUUCAUAGAGACUGUGAGCAAUGGCCACAGUUGUCCCCAGCUGCUGACCAGCCCCAAUCUCAUAAAGCUCGCGCUGGGAUUCCUGGAGGAGCUACCCGCCACGCGGGACAUAGUAUUCGAGUACUUUGCUUUGCUUGCCGAGAUUAGUGUGCAGCUGUAUGUUUCGCCGGAGAUGACAGACGCAAAGACCGGAAUGCCGGUAUCACAGGUGAAACAAGCUGGCAAUCGCCAACAGCAACUCCGUGCUCCGGAAUACGAAAGCUUCAACUUGGUCAAGACGGCUCUGCAGAGUCUUGUGUGGAAGGGUCCGCCCGCCUGGUCGCCUCUAAUUGCCAACUGGAGCCUGGAACUGGUGGCCAAGCUUUCGGAUAAGUACACUCAGCGCCGGAUGACGAUCACGGCCAGCUGUAACUAUUGGCUCGAAUGCAGCGCCAUGCACGGCCUGAUGACCCUCAUAAACAGCUGCUUCCGAAAGUUAACCCAACCGGAGGAGGAGGCUUGCGUGGAGAUCAUGCUGAACGCCUUUCACCGUUUUCCCAUGACCUUUGACUGGAUUGUGGCCAGGCUAGGUGGCUGCUUUCCCUACAAGAUCAUCAUGCAGAUCCUGCAGUGCGGCAUCAAGCGAUUUGUCGAGGAUUAUCGCUGUCACCUGGACUCGGAGGCGGGCAUUCUAGACUACAUGACCUCGUGCCACGAACAGCAGCUGAGAGCCGCCUUCCGCGAAAUGCUUAAGGAUGGUUUUGCGCCAAAAAAACCACUUGAUGUGGCCGUCGUUCCUUUCCUCCUGAUCACCACCAACUACUCCGACACGAUUCUGGAAAGCUUGGUCGCUGUGUUAGUUGAAAUAUAUAAUGAAGACAUGUGCGAGGUAAUAGUACAAAAGUCGCCGCUCUGGCUGAGCAAUAAGAUGUUCGCCGGCAUGCAGCCCACGCUAAAUAAUGCUGUUCUCCGGCUAAACGAACACGGAGCCACGCUGCUGAUUACGGCAGCGAAGAUGGCCGAGAAGUACGUUUGGUGCCAGGACUUUUUGGACAAUUCGAUGCAGGAACUGGAGCAGUGGGUGCUGAACCAGCGAAACUUUCCGCUGUUGGUAGAUCUGGCUUAUGAGGAAACAAAGUAUAUGCUGUGGAAAAGCUGCCUCAGCACCAAUCUCUUCGAGCAGCAAACGGCCGUGAGAUUGCUGCUGGUUGUCUCCUCCCAGCAUCCACACAUUUACUACCAGACGAUAUCCCAGCUUCUCAAGAAGUCCUACGCUCAGAAUCCCAAUGGUAUAGGCGCUCUAAUUCGUUUGCUGGGUGGCCAAAGUGGCAUGGUUAACUUUCCGGGAUUUACGCCUGGCUUUAAAAUGGUUUUGGAAGAUAUUACAUUGCAAGUUCAGGUUAACAAUCGGUUGCCAGCACCACCGGGAACACCUUCAGAAGCGUUCAACACAUUCUCAAACCUCAACAUACUUGCCAGGAUGCACAAAAGCAAAAACGUGGCUCCUUAUAUCAAAGCUCAGCAUUUAAACCAAGCACUAAACGAAUGCCUGCCCAAAAUCAUCCAAAUUUUUGACUGCACCGUCAACAAAUUGGUUCUUAAAAUGGACAGAGAUGCAGCUGAACGGAGUGCGGAGAAAUUUAAGGCGCAGCAGACGAACAAUAACAACAACAAUGACAUGUGCAAUGGCAAGGACUAUGGAAAGCGACCAAAACUGGAGUCGGGCGAAGAUAAAGCGGAAGAUGAAGACGUGGAUCGAAUGCGAUUGGCGCACCUGAUUGUCGACCUGCUGAACAACAUAGAUGCUGGCAGUCGCAACAAUGUCCUCCGAACGUCACUGGUCCUUAAGUUGUCCGUGCUCAGCGUAAAGUACUUUUUUGUGGGCUUAACGGAACAGACUGUGAUCCGUCGAGCGGCUGCCUCGCAUCGCUCAUUCACUCUGCUGCAGCGACAGUGCUCCGCCAGAAAAAUUGCCAGAACUGUCUGCCUACGGGAACUGAUUGAGGGUGCCCUUUUUUAUCACGGUCAUCUGUUGGGUCAACUGGAGGAGUACGAACUAGAUGAGCUGCAAAUACCUGAGCACGAACUGCUCAUUCUGCAGAACCUGCACACCAGUUCUGGCGCCAACUCGAACCGAUCUGUGCUUCAUUCCGGGAUUAUUGGACGUGGUCUGCGACCCGUACUGCCAACAAACGACAGAAACUGCGAUGCGGAAAAACAGGCGCUCUAUUUGAAGGCAUUAAAUGCUUGCUGCGCCGAUUUGGAGAAGCCAAAUAAUGUGGAGGGCUACUCGCUGGUUUCACUCCUUCUAGUUGAGCUGGUCUCCACGGAUGUCAUGUACAACGGUCUGCCCUUUCCGGAUGAGGAGUUCACAAGGGUCACAAUGGAGCGGGAUAUGCAAAUAAGAAGAGCGUUUAUCACUUCGCCCGUUUUAUGGGCGGUUUUGGGACUGAUUGCGGGUCAUAGACCGGCACUUUGCUACUCCUCCGUGUUAUUGCGGGCGCUCUGCGCCACCUGCUUGCAUCACUGGCGGGGAAAGAAUGUCAAUAGAUUUCAGCCCACGGCUGCGAACGAUGAGCUGAUGCUCUGCACCAAAAAGAUGCUGCAACUGCUGGCUAUGAGCCAACUGAUACCACCGCCACUUACCAAUCUGCAUCUCAUCAUUGAGCACUUUGAAUCUGCAGAGAUCGCCCUUCUGCUGCGCGAGUGCAUCUGGAACUACCUUAAGGAUCAUGUCCCCUCUCCAGCGCUCUUCCACGUGGACAACAACGGUCUGCACUGGCGCAACACGAGCGCACAGCAGGCCAAAGUGCCGCCACAGUAUGUGGAUACGUUACGACAUUUAAUGCAACGCAAGCUGUCCACCUUGGGGCACCACUACCACCAGAUGUUCAUUAUGGGCGAGCUUAUGGAGGGGAACUCCGAGCCGGAUCCCACGGCCCGGCUGCAGAUCGUGGAACUAGAUUAAGCAUCCGUAGUUAGCUAGCCUAAUGUUGUGUGAGCAUGAGCGUGUGUGUGGAUGGAAUGGAGAGUCUGGAUUGUGUUGAGUGUGGAUGGUGCGAACUAAAUGCAGUGUUUGUAUUUUGAUCUUCAAUGGGUUCUUUUAUUUUCGUUUCAUUGGUUUGUAAAAAUUAAAAUCUCAACCUAGGCCUUGCAAAUACUGUCCAGCAGUUAUUGUACCGACGGCGCCUGAAAAUCGCAUCAUUUGUGUGUGUAGUUUGUUUUAGAAUAUAACGAAGCCAACAACAAUUUCA
This is a messenger RNA of Drosophila ficusphila, 3313 nucleotides long. It is a transcript of the gene omd, whose product is annotated as integrator complex subunit 5. Bases 46 to 3027 code for a protein of 993 amino acids. Gene Ontology annotation, cellular component: integrator complex. NCBI's taxonomy places the organism in Eukaryota, Metazoa, Arthropoda, Insecta, Diptera, Drosophilidae. Gene Ontology annotation, biological process: snRNA 3'-end processing. The record is from RefSeq and is a predicted model, not a curated record. The transcript has 8 exons.